Rotaria sp. Silwood1 is the source of this 1782-nucleotide messenger RNA. The record is from the annotation of a GenBank genome assembly. NCBI's taxonomy places the organism in Eukaryota, Metazoa, Rotifera, Eurotatoria, Philodinida, Philodinidae.
AUGGUUUCUGCAUUUAUCCCUCGAACAGAAAAUGUUAUUGGAUAUUCACUUCCAUAUGUUAAAUUCACACAUUUGGUGAAAAAGUAUCCAAAUACUCUUAAAUGUCGAUGUUCGAAAAUUGGGGUUGCUUAUGAAACCUUUGUGAAAGUUCAUGUCAAUUUUCAUCAAGUAUGUUCAAGUCAAUUUAUCAAACAAGAUUGGAUUGAUUCAAUAUUUGUGGAAAGAAAUACAACGUCAUCAACUACAUCGAAUAUUCAAUCAUAUUUUAGUUUUUUUUGGCAAGUAAUUGCAGGCUUUUGCGUUGUUAGUAAGAGUACAUGGAUAGAUGCUAUCGCAAACUUUAAUGCAUCACGUGUCCUCACUCCGAUGGCAGUUGCUGAAGAAGUUCUUCGUAGUCAAGCUCAAGAAGAUCUUAGGAAUCAUAUUUAUUCAGCUCAAACAAAUAUGGCUCAGAGUUUACUUGCUCUUCGACGAACAACAGCUGGAAAUCAAUUUGUAUCUGCAUUGGGAACUAACUUUUAUCUUUGUUAUUGGCCAUCAAUCUUGGGAAACUGGAAUAAUCCGAAAAUGUUACCAGUAGUAUUCAAUAAUUGCUCCUGUUUGAAUAUUAAUGGAUGUCCACGUCCAAUUCUCAUCAGUACGAGUGAAUAUCAAUCGGUAGCAGUUCCAGGAAUGAUAAUCGAUUGUUUAAUUGUUGAUGCAACGCUAGCUUCUACACUAGAAUGUUACUAUGAUCCAACAUGUUUUCGUCUUUUACAUAAUGAAUCAACUGCAACAGUAAACUUAUUAUUGAAUGACUCAAACAAAUAUUUUAAAGUGAAUUCUACUGUACAAAAUCUCCUCGAUUAUUUAAUGAUUGAUGAGUUGAAUACUGAAAUCAUGUUCGAUUCAUUUUAUGAACAAUGUAAUCCUGCUUAUUGCACGUACUCAUAUACACAUCGUUUUUCUACAUUGUUUAUUAUUACGACAAUAAUUGGUAGUUUUGGAGCAUUAUCUUUUGUUUUGCGUCUCCUGGCACCAUUUCUUGCACAAGUAAUUCUUCGUUGGAAAACCAGAGGCGUUUCAAAUGAACGCAUUGCAGAGAAUGUCACGAAUUCGGCACCUAGACAAUUAACAGUGAUCAAUCGUGUUCGGCAUUUACCAAACUUCGCAUAUCAACAACUUAGUACAUUGAAUAUAUUCGAAAGUAAAACAAUACGAACACGUACAAAUUUAACACGUGAAUAUUUCUUAACACGACUCUUCACAUGCAUAUUCAUCAUUGGCUCGAUUGGAAUUGGCUUUUACAUAUUUAUAUCUGAACAAAAUCAGGUCGUAACAAUCAUGCAUCUAUCUUUAGAAACCUAUGAAAAUCUGUUCAAUGAAUAUUCAACUUCGAUACAAUGUCCUUGUUCGCAAGCCUCCGUCCCCUAUGGAGCAUUCAUAAAUGUAACAUUUGUCUUACAUCAAGUGUGCUCAAGUGAUCUAGUUUCACCAAGUUGGUUACAUUAUUUGGCGUCCUUUAAUCCAACUCUUAUACCUGCUUGGACGGAAACAGAGUUUUCACGUGAUUUUCGUCUUGAAGGUGUUUCGUAUUUUCAGCUUUUGGCCACGUUUUGUUCUUUAGCUAAAAUCAAUAUUGAAGAUGGCCAACGUAUUUUUACCAAUACACAAUUCGUCAACGAUCAACUUCUAUCUCGAUCAAUCUUUGUUCAACAAACCGAAGCGCUGGCUAAAUCAUUUAUCAAUAAAACACGUAACAAUUUUGCACGUAUUUUAAAUUGGAUUGAUAUUGCUGGUAGU